Messenger RNA from Lindgomyces ingoldianus, 2874 nucleotides. RefSeq names its product PLC-like phosphodiesterase. Gene Ontology annotation, molecular function: phosphatidylinositol-4,5-bisphosphate phospholipase C activity. Gene Ontology annotation, biological process: phosphatidylinositol-mediated signaling; lipid metabolic process. Bases 360 to 2405 code for a protein of 681 amino acids. The record is from RefSeq and is a predicted model, not a curated record. The transcript is spliced from 7 exons. NCBI's taxonomy places the organism in Eukaryota, Fungi, Ascomycota, Dothideomycetes, Pleosporales, Lindgomycetaceae.
GCAAGCCUCAAUGGACGAUCAAACAAGAGACAACGUCGCCAAGGCGUCACCAGCAGCAGUGUCCCGGCCCUGCCACAAGUGGGCUGCUGAUGCCGCCAUAUCGUUCUUCUCCCCCCUCCCAUUUCCUUUUUUCUGGCUCUUCACGCCAGGACGAGGCCUGCGCAGUAAGCUGGUUGCAGGUCAGGUGAGCUGUUCACGCUCCAACCACGCAUCGAGCCCUGCGUCUUCGUCUUCGUCUUCGUCUGUUCAAGUCGGUGUUUUUAGGUCAGCACAGCUGAAGGCUCAGCUACCCUUUUUCACCUACUAGUCGACCGCCCUCGCCAGCUCUGCCGCCAAAUUCUCGCCGAACAUCCUCCAGCAUGGCUAGUUCUGCCACUCCCACCAUCGAGCCCAAAAAGGCGGCCGCUACCAAAGACUCGAAGCUGGGCGCCCCGAAGCUCGACCAGCCCCAGCUCCAGGCCGGCGGAGGAACUCCCUCCGGCUGCACCAUCACCGCCAAUGCCGUCGACUAUCUCUCGCCCCUUGUCUCCAGGUAUGCGAAGUUCAUACACGAGGAGUUGUGCAAAACACACGGCUUGGGGACAAAGGAUGGCGUCACCAAAUGGCUCAUCCAAGAGCAGACGGCCUCGGACAAGGACAAGGACGCUGACCUACUCAAGGAUGGCUCUUUCUCACAUUUCGCCCACUACCUGACGUGCGGAGCGGCCAAUGUCAUGAAGGCCGUGGGCCCCGUCGACUGCUCAUACCCUAUCUCUAAUUACUUCAUUUCCUCGAGCCACAACACAUACCUCACCGGCAACCAGCUCUCGAGCGAGUCAAGCGUGGAUCCCUACAGGAAUGUCCUGCUUCGAGGAUGUCGUUGCGUGGAAAUCGAUGUCUGGGAUGGAGAACAGCCCUCGAGCUCGAGCUCCGAAGAUGAAGCGGCUAGAAUUGGGGCGCGGAAGAUCAAGAAGGAGAAGCCUGAGAUGGGCAUUCGGAAACGGCUUGAACUCCGUUUUGGCAGAAAGGGAUCGCCUCCGCAUGAGGAGAACCAGAAGGCACCGUCUUCAUCUAAAGCUGAAGGCUCCGCCGAGAAGAUCCAGCCGUGGAAAUCGAGCUCGUCCUUCAGGGCCGAGCCAAGGGUGCUUCACGGCUACACGCUCACCAAGGAUACGCCCUUUAGAGCAGUCUGCGCCACCAUUCGAGAUUAUGCAUUCAUAGCUUCUAAUCUACCUGUAAUCAUCAGUCUCGAAGUCCAUACUAGCCCCGGGCAGCAAGAAAUCAUGGCGGAUAUCAUGACAGAGUACUGGAAAGGAAUGCUCGUUGAUCUUCCCAUCGACCCCUCGCAGAAAUCCGAGAACAUCACUCUUCCAUCGCUAAAAGAGUUGGAGAAGAAGAUACUUGUUAAAGUGAAGUACACGCCUCCACAACCCGCUGAGGCCGAGGCGCAACCUUCAACCCUGCAAGCACCCGCAACAUUAACCAAGUCUGCUAGUGCUGAGUCGAUGACAUCCAGCUCGACGUCUUCUGGGGAAGUACCAGAAGUGGAGAAGAAACCUGCUGCGCCUAAAGCUAAGAUCGCUGAAGCUUUGGGAAGGCUUGGUAUCUACACUAGGAGCUAUCACUUCAAAAGCUUGGAUCAACCGGAGGCAAAGAUACCAACUCACGUUUUCUCGCUAUCCGAGAAGUCUCUAAUGGAGGUUCACGAGACGCAACCAGCAGCGCUGUUUAAACACAAUAAGAAUUUCUUCAUGCGCGCAUACCCCAAGGGUCUCCGACUUAAUUCCUCCAACCUCGACCCAUCCAUUUUCUGGCGGACCGGGGUGCAGAUCGUCGCACUUAACUGGCAAAAGUGGGAUGCUGGAAUGAUGCUCAAUGAGGCCAUGUUUGCCGGGACCAACGGUUGGGUUCUCAAACCAGAAGGCUAUCGAAGUACUAGUAGGGAGACAACGCAGAAGACUGCCGUUCCACAUCACAAUCUCGACCUUAGUAUCGAGUUCUUCGCAGGCCAGGACAUACCCCUUUCCCCAGAAGAUGAUCCGAAAGGCUUCAAACCGUACGUCAAGAUUGAAUUGCACGUCGAGAAGAACGAGGAGCGCGAUGGACAGCCAAUUCCAGGCGGCGGAAAGAGCAAGGGUGGAGAUUUCAAGAAGAAGACCAAGACCCAGCGGACAACACACCCCGACUUCGGAAGAGAGAUUGUCAAAUUCGAGGGCAUCAAGGGGGUUACGGAGGAAUUAACCUUUGUCAGAUUCAAGGUCAUGGACGACGAACGCCUGCGCGAUGACCUCACCGCCUGGGCCUGCUUCCGUCUCGACAGACUUCAGCCCGGCAUCCGCAUGAUCCAUCUGUACGAUGCGGACGGCGUCAUCACCAAGGGGGUUUUAUUUGUCAGAAUUAAGAAGACGAUUAGUGCGGCCAAGUAGUUGUCCUGUUCAGAUUCAAGACAACUCAGUUGCAAUGAGAUGAGCAUCCGCGCACAUGCACGCAGGCUGGCAGACAUUUGAGCAUUAUUUGCGCUCGCUCCCUAGGUAGAUGGGCUGCAAUUAGGAAUACGUGCACCCUUGGUCGGUGUGUAAACUGAUCUGCGUGUGUCUUAGUUUUUCCCGUUUGAAGUGAAGCGGAGGAGGAUCAUUUGGGGAAUGAGCGUAAGCGAUGACUGUGGUCAUGGGCACGGGCAUGGGCGUAGCACAGGAGCUCGAAGCAACAAUAGGUCUUGAAUUCACACGGAGACAGGGGUACCUAGACUCUUAUAAUUGUCUUAUCCAUCCACGAUAUGAAUGAAUGAAGGAACACACGCACGUGGAGUGCAGAUAGAGUUGGUUACUCGGUUUCCAUUUUCUGUACUUUUCCUAGGCAGCAAUGGCAAUGGCAACGGAUGUGGCUAUGGCUAAU